Messenger RNA from Blepharisma stoltei, 2107 nucleotides. The record is from the annotation of a GenBank genome assembly. NCBI's taxonomy places the organism in Eukaryota, Ciliophora, Heterotrichea, Heterotrichida, Blepharismidae.
AUGAUAACUCAUUAUAAUAUGGAAUUCUCAGCACGAGCAGACAUAAUGCUAAAUCUCCCUGAAGGUUCGGCACUUGAUAAUGAUGAUUUAAACGGUCCAGGCUCUAUCUCUUUUCCUAGAAAAACCGGCGACCUUUCUACAGACUUCGCGCUGUUCAAAAUCACUCAAUACGUAAUUUCAACUUCAAUAUCAGACCGUAUAAAAUUCACCAGGAACCUCCCAGAACUUCUCCAGCAGCUAGGGAAGUCCUCAAAAGAGUUCGCGUUUAAUUUAUUUCGAAAAGUCGUAAGUUAUAAUCAGCCAGAUUGAAGACCAGCCUGAAGUGAGAACUGAAUUCGCCUUACAACUCCCUCAUUUAGCUAAUGUUUUUAUCAAAGAAAUGGACUCUUACCCAGAUGUCGUCCAACAGAUUUUACCUUGCUUAGACAAAAUGUUAAGCGACUCUAACCCUGAGGUUGUAAAAGCUGCUUGUGAAGCAGCAAUUGAACUAACCCCAAUUGUACAGAAAGAUGAAAGAGAAGGUGUUAUCUUAACACUUGUCCUAAGACUAACACAUGAUGAAGAAGAAGAAAACAAGCUAAAAGGCAUUGCAGCCCUAAAAGACAUCAUUCCUUUUAUCGCUUCAGACAUUUGUGAACAUUUUGUAGUCCCUGAAAUCGCAUCACUUGCCACAGAUCCAAUAGUAAAAAUUCGAAAAUUAAUUGCGUAUUGUGUCCCUAAGGCAGCUAAGCAGGUGUCAGACCCUGUAUAUCUAGAAAAAUUACUGAAUAUUUAUAUAGCACUUAGUCAUGAUGCAAUCUGGGGAGUAAGAAAAUGCUGUGUGGAAGGGUUUUCAACGAUGAUUCAAGCAUAUAAUGAAGAAACACAAAUAAAAACACUCCAGCCACGAUUUUUAGAAUUAAUGAAAGAUAAAUCAAAUUCUGUUAAGCAAGCAGCUCUGUUACAAUUAGGAGAAAUUAUUGCAAACUCUAAAGCACCUUUACCAGAAACUAUUUUAGACCAGUUUACAGCUCUAUCACAAAAUAGUGCUAGUAAAGGGGAAUUUCAGCAUCACUGUGCAUUUUAUCUGCCUGGGGUUUUACAAAUUAUGGGGCCAGAGGCGUGGGUCACUUUAUGCCAUCCUUAUUUCCAACUGUGUAGUGAAGGAGAAAAUAUAGCGAAAAAAAGCAUUGCGGCAAGCAUACAUGAGGUAGCAAAAAUUAUAGGCCCUGAGAAUGCAAGUAAUGACUUAGUAACUGUUUUUCAAGGAAUGUUCUUAGAAACUAAUCCUGCCAAAAAUGUUGCGUUAGAAAAUUUAAGCAAUUUUUUGAAAUAUAUCAAAGAAGAGUCAAGACCUGUUUUUUUGCAAUAUAUCAAAAAAGGAUCAAAAAAUGCAGGAAUUUGGAGAACAAGAUAUGCAAUUGCUAAACAAUUAGAAGAUUUAGUUGAUCUCUACCCAAUUUCUGUUGUACUUGGAGACAUAUGACCAGUAAUUGUCGAACUAUGCAAAGAUAAAAUCGCUAAAAUUAGAGAUACGGCCUCACUAGGUCUAGGAAAAGCAGGCGCAUUAAUACUUACAACUGGCAACAACACAGAAAUAAUUCAAGAAAUAAAAACUUUUGCCAUUGACCCAACCUAUACAACUAGACUAGUUUUCGCUCAAUCUUCCCUUCACCUAAUAGACAUCCCAGAUUUCCAAAACCUAUUUGGCGAAGAAUUAUCAGCGAUUGUAAAUGAUCCUGUCGUAAACGUCCGUAUCGCCUGUUCACUAGUCGUCAAAAAAGGUCUCAAAAAAAAUCCCGCAAAUGAGUAUUGGAUCGGAUUAAACACAAAAUUAAGCCACGAUUUUGACGCUGAUGUCAGGUCCAAUAUUACUGGAAAAUAUGAAGAUAAUAGAGGGGUCGCUAUAUUGAGGCCUGCCCCGAAACUGCCACCUACUUUGACGCCUCCUAUUUUGAGACCUAUAAUGGCUGAUAACGAUAUUGAAGAAAUUAUCAGCUUUAAUUGUACAGGGGUGGGCUUAGAAUUUGAAGUUUUGAAAGAUACGAUUAGACCUGAUUGGAGCGGGUUUGUGGAAGAUAUCCGAAUUCAGACGGCGACAAUUCAAGAGCUUUUAAUAGAGUCUUAG